CGCUGGCUUCUCUGAACUCAUGGCUCGGCUUUCCUUCACUGAAGUGGGCCCGCUGCUUCUGUUAGUGCUGGCGUUGAUGCUAAGUGCUGAGGCAAGAGAGAAGACGCCAAAGAAUCUGAGGAGGAAGAAGAGAGAAUGGAUCUUGCCUCCUGCCAAGCUGAUGGAGAAUGUUGACUACACCCACAAGGAAUUCAUUGCCAAGAUUCGCUCUGAUAGAGACAUGGAUAUGGACGUGCAGUAUUUUCUUAUCGGACCAGGAGCUGACAAGCCACCCAUCGGCCUCUUUAUGGUGGACCCUCAAACGGGGUUUGUACGCGUCAAUGCUAAACUGGACCGAGAGAAACACCCAUUCUACAAUCUGACAGGGGUCGCUAAAUACAGAAAUGGGACCACAGCAGAGGAUGACAUCCCACUGACUGUCACAGUCCUGGACCAGAAUGACAACCCUCCUCGCUUUGAGAUGCAUUAUAGCAACAUCAACGAGUCUAGCAAAGAAGGAACCUUUGUCAUGCAAAUUGAGGCAAUAGAUGAUGACCAAGCUGGAACAAUUAAUGCAGAGAUCUACUACUCCAUCAUCAGCCAGGAGCCGGCGGGGACAGGUCCCAUGUUCACGAUAGACAGAAAGACAGGCAAAUUAUAUGUCAAAGAGGCCACGCUGGAUAGAGAGACUAAUCACUUCUACAAACUGACUGUAAAAGGGAUGGAUAUGGGAGGGGCACCAGGGGGGCUAACAGGAACAGGAACUGUGGAGAUCAUGGUCCUGGACAUCAACGACAACCACCCCGUUCUAGAAAAAUCAGAGUACUCUGGCUCAGUGGAUGAAAAUGUUGCUGAUGUAGUUGUGAUGAGAAUCAAAGCUCUGGACCAAGACCUUGUGAACACAGACAACUGGGAGACAGUCUUUACAAUCGCCUCAGGAAAUGAGGAUAAUCUCUUCUCCAUUGAGACAGACAAAAAAACCAAUGAGGGCAUCCUGAAGCUGAUCAAGGCUGUGGAUUUUGAAGAUGUCCAGAAUCUUGAGCUUGGCCUGGUGAUUGAGAACGUAGCUCCUUUUGUGGAAGGCGGUGCUAUACAUAUGGAUGUAGAUGUUCAUGUUGGAGAGGGUGGUGGCGGAGGCGGAGCUGGAGCUGCCACUGGAGCUGGUGCUGGAGCUGGAGCUGGAGCUGGAGCUGGAGCUGGAGCUGGAGCUGGAGCUGGAGCUGGUGUUGAAGCUGGUGUUGAAGCUAGUGCAGGUGCAGGUGCCGGGGUGGAUGUAGGACUUAAGCCCGAAGUUGGGGUUAAGCCCGGAGUUGGACCUGGAGUGGGUAUCGGACUUAAGCCCGGGGCGAAACCGGGACCAGGAACAAAGCCAAGCUAUCCCAUUAAAAUAGCAGUGAAUAAUAUGCCGGAGGGUCCAGCAUUCAUACCCAAAACCAAAAACGUUCCAUUAUCAGAAGAUCCAACUCAAACACCUGAGGAUGGUGUGAUAACAGUGUUCGCUGCUACCGAUCCAGACACAGGAAAGCCAGCUGAAGAUGUCAGUUAUGCCAAAGCCUAUGAUCCAGACAACUGGUUUACCAUUGAUGAAGAAACAGCUGAGAUUAGACUCAACAAGGCACCAGAUAGAGAGUCCCCGUUCUUGGUGAAUGGUACCUACAUUGCCAAGAUUCUGGCCAUCACCAAAGACAUGCCAUCAAAGACAGCUACUGGAACAAUAGCCAUUCAUGUCACUGAUCACAACGACCACUGUCCCGCUCUGACCACCACCCACAGCAGUCUGUGCUCCAAUUCAAAAACUGUGAAUGUCACUGGUUUUGAUGAGGAUGCUAGUCCUAACGGGGCUCCGUUUACGUUCAGAAUCGUACCUGAAGGGACACGAGGCAGCUGGGACGUAGAAGUCAUCAAUGCUACGAGUGCCGCUCUUCACUCUCGUGAGUCGCUGUGGCCCGGCUCAUAUCAGCUGCAGGUGGAGGUUUUGGACGCUCAGGGUCUGUCUUGCGAAUCCAAUGACAUUUUUACUGUGGACGUUUGCACCUGUGGGGAAACAGAGGACUGCGUCAUCCCUCUUCUCCUGCUGUUAUGUCAGUGUGGAGGAGCAAACACCAUCUUUCCUGACCAAUUUAAUGAUCUGCCAUUCGACGCCAAAGAACACCUCAUAUCCUACCACACUGAAGGCAGAGGCGAGGAUAAGGAUGGUCUUUUGGAGUAUGACUUUGAGGGCCAGGGCUCUUCUGCUGGCUCAGUGGGCUGCUGCAGCCUCCUGGGAUCUGACAACGACCUGCAGUUCCUUAAUGACCUCGGGCCAAAGUUCAAGACUCUGGCUGAGCUCUGUUCCCCUCCUACACCAAUACCCAAACCUUCUCUGACACACAAAAUAGCAGUACCGUGA
Messenger RNA from Cyclopterus lumpus (lumpfish), 2368 nucleotides. RefSeq names its product desmoglein-2. The transcript has 14 exons. Lineage: Eukaryota; Metazoa; Chordata; Actinopteri; Perciformes; Cyclopteridae. Gene Ontology annotation, cellular component: desmosome; plasma membrane. Gene Ontology annotation, molecular function: calcium ion binding. The record is from RefSeq and is a predicted model, not a curated record. The coding region runs from base 20 to 2368 and encodes 782 amino acids. Gene Ontology annotation, biological process: homophilic cell-cell adhesion.